CUUGCCUCGUUUCAAUCCAGAUUGACUCAGCUGAGCAAAACACCUUUCAAAAUCUUUUCUUGAGUUGACUUGACAAGAACUGAUUCUGAAGCCUCAAUUAAGCCUGCAUGUCUGUUGGAGUGUAAUCUAGCUGCAGACAAGAAGGCAACGUUGUGUGCUUUAACAUUAUUUUAUUUUCAUUGAAACGGAGGCAGUGUGACAUUUCGACUUCAAAAUGUCGACGUUCGUGUUUGACGCUUAUCAAGACUCUGAGAACCAAGCAACACGUCGGGUAAAAAAUGCACCCAGAAAUAUUGCACCUAAGAGGGCUGCUUUGGGUGUCAUAACCAACCAAGUCCGAGUGCAGCCGUUUAGAGCAGCAAAAGCUGGCACCGAAGCAUUUCAAGAUGAAAAUGCGUUUUCAAGGCAAGGAAAGGUUUUCGGACAGAAGCAGGAGGUCCAACCUUUUUCUAUAUUUGUUGACGACCGAAAAACAUUACAAGAACUUAAGCCAGUAUCUGCUAAUAUGGUGGCAAGUGCUGAUACCAAAGUGCAAUUGUCUGAUGCUGUUACAACUCUAAACCGUCUCCAUGAUCCUCUUUCCACAGCAGCAAACAACUCUCUUAUUUGCAUAGAUGAAAGUAUUGAUUCUCCUAUGGUGCUAGACAUUUCACAUGAUGUAGCAGAAGAGGAGAAAAAACCUUUAAACAGAGAAGCUAUCAUCACAACUGUCCCAGAGUAUGCAGAAGAAAUAUACACACAUUUACGAGAAGCUGAAUUGAAAAAUAAACCAAAGGCUGGCUAUAUGAAGAAACAACAAGACAUCACAACUUCUAUGAGAUGUAUUCUGGUAGAUUGGCUUGUGGAAGUGUCCGAAGAGUACAACCUUCAUCGUGAGACACUAUUCCUCGCCAUCAACUACAUAGACCGCUUUCUGUCCACAAUGGCUGUUCAGAGGGGCAAGCUUCAGUUGGUGGGCGCUGCCAGCAUGUUUCUUGCAUCGAAAUAUGAAGAGAUCUACCCCCCAGAUGUUGGAGAGUUCGCUUACAUCACAGAUGACACAUACACAAAGAAACAAGUGCUGAGGAUGGAACAUCUUAUCCUGAAGGUACUCAAGUUUGACAUCUCUCCUCCAACUGCUAACUGGUUUUGUGACCAUUUCCUUAAGCAAGCUGAAUGUGAUGACAAGACCAAAUCACUCGCAAUGCUGCUGAUAGAGCUGAGCUUAGUGGAGUGUGAAACCUUCCUGAAGUACAACCCUAGUCUACUGUCUGCAGCGGCCACCUGUCUAGCCUGCUACUCAAUGGGAGAUGACCAACCAUGGCCUGCUAGUAUGGUCAAGUUGACAGGAUACGAGUUGUGUCAUAUGGUGGAAUGUCUACAGGAUCUGUACAACACUUAUUGCAAUGCAACAAAACACCCACAACAGGCCGUCGUGGAGAAGUACAAACACACCAAACAUCAUGAAGUGUCCAACUUCAGCAAGUACCCACCUCCUGCUCAGCUGUCCUUAUAGACCAAGUGACAGGAGUCGGAAAUCCUGGAGCUGUAGAGGGGAAGUCCCCAGUCCCAACCCAGGGGGCUUUGCACUUCCCUGCAUGUGGCCCACACAGGAGUACGUCAUACCAAGUUCUUUCAUUGCUGCGGCCUGUCGAUCCAUUUGACGUGCCCGUACAACCAGCCGGAUCAACUACCAAUUGUGUUCAAGGGAGAGAGGAUGUGGUUUGGAAUAAAGUUUUGAUGAGUUGUGUAUGCUUCUGGUCUUUCUGCAGCACAGGAGUGUUACCAUGAACUGAUUUAUUUUGAGUUCCUUCCAUCCACGCAUUGAAGAGAGGAAAUAGCAGCUAUUUGUGUUUUAGUCCUAGGUGCAAUACAAACUUCAUUUUACUUCAACUACAUGUUUUCAUUGGUAUCUGAUCAUUAGUGUCUUGAAAUCUUCGUUUCUAGUGAUAUUAUUUUAAAACGCAUUUGAUUUUAAUGACGACCAUUUUUUAUCAUCUCGACUUUUAUACAAUCCAAUAUAUUUUUUGUCAUAAAUGAAAUGAGAACUUUUGAAGUUUUAUACAUUACAGAAAUUAAUUUUAAAGGCAUGUUGAUUAAAUUGUGCAUUGAAUGAUUACAGUGAGAAAUUUGUUGGAGGACAUUUCUUUAUGGUUGGUUUUUGUAACUAAUGAAAUGUUUCCUCUUCAAUCAUUGCAAUUUUUUUUCAUUUCAUUUCAAAGAAUCAUGAACAAAAUAAUGAGUUUGUUUUCUCAUUUGGAUGGUGCUAUUUUAUGAUUUUUAUUUUUUAAUUUCAUUGCAUAAAGGAUUCAAACAUACUAUUUCCUUCGGCAGUACUAGAAUAUUUCCAUUUGAAAGAAUAUAUAGCCCAAUGUCUUUUCUGAUUACUUUAGGAAUUAUUCAUUUACUUCACUGCAUGCUAGAUAAAUUGACAAACUGUGUCUCCCAGUGGAAGUGUAUCACCUAGGGGAGGUAUUUUUGCAGUUUUCUAAAUUAAAAAAAAGAUCAGAUAGUCACUUGACAUGUUCAGAAGAUAUUUGAAUACAUUUUAAACAUAUCAAUUUAGCAAAUAUUUUACAAGUAAUAUAGAAUCAUCUGAAUAAAUGCUAAGUUUGUUUUGAGCAAAAACAGUAAUUGAACACUAAUUUCGCGAGCUUUUGAAAUGUCUGUUUGUCGAGCAAAGCAAGAAAACACAUUUUCAAAGUUCUCAAAAUAAGUUCUCAAUUACUGUUGGUGUUCAAAAACACAGUAGACUAGUGGUUCAACCUUUGGAUAUCUUUAUUCAGAAUUCAGUACCUACAUGUGUAUUUUAUUGUUACAUUCAGCACUUUUUUAAAAAUAAUUUGACGUUGACUUUGAUGAUAUAAGUAAUUAAGCUAUCAUUCUGACAAGUGUGUCUAUUUUUGUGUAAAACCAUAGAACUGCUGUUAACAUGCCUAAUAUCAUUGGGAACGGAGUAUCAAUGUGUAUAAGGUCGUAAACGAGUCCCAACGAUUGCCUCACUAUUCAUUAGAAGUCAUUUUUUUACCCAUAGAAAUAUAGUGUGAUUGUCCACAGCUACUUUUAUUUAUGAAUACCUCCUUUCUGCCAUUCUGUUUGCACCUCUGUACAUAGUGUUGCUCUCUGUACAAACUUUUACUGUUGUCUUAUUCUGUCUUCUGAGGGUGUUACUGAAAUGAUCAUGUGUGUGUUUGUUAAUGUCUCAACAUUCAAACAAAUGAUGUAUAAUUGUGUUAAGUUAAUUUUAUGAAUGAUUUGAUUGGGAUGAAUGUCUUUUAGUAUAACUGCAUAAAGUGAAGAUGUGCAACGAUGUAUAUUUUUAGCCAUAGGUGCAACAGAUGAAUUGGGACCCUAUGGAGGUGGCAUGAUUUGAACAGAGGGCAGCACAUUCCCAUCUUAUAAAUGACUUUGUGUUCCGAUUGCAUCAUGAUUAUUAUAUAUUUAAAUUGUAAUGGCGUGUAGAUAUUGAAUUUUACAUAUAAAACUUUUUAA
This is a messenger RNA of Mizuhopecten yessoensis (Yesso scallop), 3471 nucleotides long. RefSeq names its product G2/mitotic-specific cyclin-A-like. NCBI's taxonomy places the organism in Eukaryota, Metazoa, Mollusca, Bivalvia, Pectinida, Pectinidae. Gene Ontology annotation, molecular function: cyclin-dependent protein serine/threonine kinase regulator activity. Gene Ontology annotation, biological process: regulation of cyclin-dependent protein serine/threonine kinase activity; mitotic cell cycle phase transition. The record is from RefSeq and is a predicted model, not a curated record. The transcript has 9 exons. Gene Ontology annotation, cellular component: nucleus; cyclin A2-CDK2 complex; cytoplasm. The coding region runs from base 215 to 1495 and encodes 426 amino acids.